AUGGGAGCGUCGCAUCUCAGCCCUUCCGGGUUCGCGGCUUCCAAGCACUGCACAGCCAGGCCAGAAGCCAGCGAUCGAGGCAAAGGGCACGAGAAAGGUGGCAAAAAAGGUGGCAAGUACGAGGGCAACAAGGGCCGCCCCGCGGCGGCGCCGAAGGGUGGCCGCCAGAACUGGGACCGGGACCACGAGGGCAAGUCUGGCUACUCGCGCCCCCCUCCUCCACCGCAGAGCGGCUACGCUGGAGGAGGACGCAGCGGCUAUGGCUCGCGCGACGACAACAGAUCCGGCGGCCGCCAGGAGUGGCGAGGCGGCGGCGGCGGCGGUGGUGGUGGGGGAAGCCGAGGCGGCAAUCCGCCACGGAAUUCUUACGGCCAAAGCGGUGGUGGCUCGAGAGGUUAUGGCGGAGGGUAUAGUCGAGGCGGUGACAGGGGUGAUGACCGCGGGCAAGGGCAGAAACGGCCCUACACUCCACCACCACCUUCUGCCUAUGCUUCAAAGCAGCGCUACUGA
Messenger RNA from Symbiodinium necroappetens, 510 nucleotides. NCBI's taxonomy places the organism in Eukaryota, Dinophyceae, Suessiales, Symbiodiniaceae. The record is from the annotation of a GenBank genome assembly.